Molecule: messenger RNA, 465 nt
Organism: Symbiodinium natans
Lineage: Eukaryota; Dinophyceae; Suessiales; Symbiodiniaceae
Source: the annotation of a GenBank genome assembly
AUGGCUGCCGGCAACGUGACAGUCAUGGAAGCUCUCGCCUUCGGAGAUCGGCAGACGCUGCUCAGACCAUGCGUGGACUGCGGCCUCCUUGCGGGCUGCUUCUGUGACGGGCUCGAAGCGCCGUGCUUCGCCGCUCGGCGUGUGCCCAGUGAACAGUGGGCUUGGAAUCAGGCAACGCCACUGUGCACUCAAUGCGAUCGUGUGCAAGAGGCAUGCCACUUCUGCUGUGGUCAAGCAUGGUGCACGCCUCCAGCACACGACGGUCGCAGGCAGUCGUCAGCCACUGAAGCCGUGUUCACAGCAGAGGUCCCGGAACUCUUUGUGAACGCUUCGGAGGCUGCCAAAGCGGAUUCAAUAGACCGCUCCCAAGGGUCAAACAAGGAGCAAGCUCCCUUCGCAACUGAGUCUGUACAUGUCGACCUUCGUUCGGGAGAUGUGCUCGCAUCUUCGCAAAAGAAAGUGUGA